AUGGAUGUGCGGUCGAAGAAUCGUCGGGUCAGCAUGCUCAGCGCGACGCGGAAGAACUUCGCCGAGGUGGAGCGCAUCGUACGGUCGCUGACAGCGGAUAGGUUAGCGGCCGCCAGGGCGGAGCUGGAGACGUCGGGCAAGACUACCGACGAUGGCGUCAAGGAGCUUCUAAGAUGCCUUUCGCUGUACGGCUAUCGGCAGCCCAUGUCGAGGGAGCUCCGUCUGAGCAUGCGGCGCAAGAUCCAGUCACUCAUCUUAUGUCGUGGCGUGCCUGCAAUCUGGUUCACGCUCAACCCGAACGACAUCACGAACCCGGUGAAGCUGAGACUGGCGGCAUACCGCACACGUGAUCCCGCAGCGGCCGAGGCAUUCCUGCAAGGCCUCGACAAGGCGUUCAAACGUGCGCGGCUGGCCAUCUCGGACCCGUUAAGCUCGGCCGAAUUCUUCCACCGAGAAAUGACGUUGUUCUUCGAACAUUACGUGAGAGUGGGCGAGGAGUCGGUGUUCGGGCGCAUCAGCCACUAUUACGGUGCCGUCGAGACCAACGAGCGUGGAGCGCUCCAUGUUCACGGACUGCUCUGGCUGCAGGGCAACGUGCAUCUAAGCUCGAUGCUUGCCGAUAUCGACGGCGAGGAUCAAGCGGCAUACCGAGAACGCAUCGUCAGAUACGUCGACAGUGUCUUUUCCGAGGAUCUGGACCAGGAAGGCUUCUGCGCAAUGCAGGCCGAGCGAUCGGUGACGUCAGAUAUAUCGCAAUUUCUGGGCGACGAACGGCAAUUUUCAGCCUCGUUCGACGAGGAAGCGAACUUCUGUGCCGGCGCGACGCAGAUCCAUACCCACAGCCCGACCUGCGUCAAGUACUCGCUGGGCAAAGGGGGGCGCAAGGGCGAUUUAUGUCGUUUCAAGGCGCCGUGGGGACUGGUCGACGAGACGGCCUUCACGGGAGACGGCGUGCUGCGGAUUCGGAGGUCGCACAGCAUGGUGAAUCGGUGGAACAAGGCCAUUGCCGUGGGGCUUCGCCACAACCAUGACAUAUCUUUCAUCGCCACACAGCGUAAGACGAUGGCCCUCAUCUUUUACGUCACAAACUAUGCGACCAAGGUGGAGGACCCUGUAUGGAAGCGCGUCGCCGCCGCCGCGGAUCUCUUGCCUCCCAGGGCAGGUGACGGAAUGGCCGACGGCGCGGAGGUUCGUGGAGACAGUGGUGCCGGUGACGAUGGCAGGCAGAAUAAGACACGGCAGUUCCUGAUGAAGGUGGCGAAUCGCGUGUUUACGGAGAGCCGUUAUCGCAGGUCGAGGCCAGAGGAUUUGCCGUGUCGAGGCAUACCGUCAUCGGGAGACGUCCUUCGAGGGCUGUGUCUCUACGACUACGUUUCGCUGGUCAGGCUGAAGCGCAACGAAAGGGACGAGGGGCCCGCCGGCUGGGGGGAGGUCCCGUUCGAGAGCGGCUGGGCUCCGGGAGGCCGUUGGGCGCAGGUGCUCAGGCGACCGGGCAAGCAGGCCACGGUCUGCCUCGACGGGUAUUUGAGCAAGGAUUUCGACGAAGACGACGAAGGGUCGUGCUACCGAAGAGCGGCUGUGCAGCAUCUUGCGCUAAGCUCGAUCGGGCCGAACCAAAUCACGGCCGGCUCGCCGGAGCUCACGGCGAUGAUGCAGGAGCUCAGCCGAUUUCAGCAAUCGGCGCUGUCCUCUUCUUCCGAGGUCCAGGCCACAAUACUACCCGAACGGGGCCCAAGACGAAUCAACAUCCCGGGCGGGCAUUCUCCGAGCCACCAUACCGCCGCAAAGUGA
Hirsutella rhossiliensis is the source of this 1791-nucleotide messenger RNA. Its product is annotated as ATP-dependent DNA helicase PIF1. The record is from RefSeq and is a predicted model, not a curated record. Lineage: Eukaryota; Fungi; Ascomycota; Sordariomycetes; Hypocreales; Ophiocordycipitaceae. The transcript has 5 exons. The coding region runs from base 1 to 1791 and encodes 596 amino acids.